This is a messenger RNA of Eucalyptus grandis, 2355 nucleotides long. RefSeq lists its product as uncharacterized. The record is from RefSeq and is a predicted model, not a curated record. The transcript has 5 exons. Lineage: Eukaryota; Viridiplantae; Streptophyta; Magnoliopsida; Myrtales; Myrtaceae. Bases 392 to 1918 code for a protein of 508 amino acids.
AAAAAACCCCACAAAAAAACAGAUAAACCACCACCAUCCCAUGACUAAAACAACUGUGAUGGAGUACUAGAGAGAGAAAGACUACCUUGACAGAGAGAGGAGAGAGAGAGAGAGAGAGAGAGAGAGAGGGCGUGUGAUAAUCCAUUUGCAGAGGAAGUUGUUCUUGCCCACUCAAUCCCCUUUUGAAUGCGAAGGAAAGAAACCACCGGCAAGGAGAGCGCUCGGGCCGCUUCUCUCUGUUGACGCUAUUCUUUCUUUCCUUCGCUUUGCAAGCAACGCGGCGGAAAUGGGUGCAUCUAAUAUGGGCCCAGCUCGCCGGACGGGACGUGGGUUCGGCGGUGGCCUCCGCCGCCGUUGCUCCCGGGACUAGCCUGCAUUGCCGGCCUCCGCAAUGGGGAAGAGCGCCGAGGAGGAGCAGCAGGUGGCCGCGACGGUGGUGUCCAUCACUUCCGAGAGGAAUGCGGAGCGGCGCUGUGGGUGCGGUGGGAUUUCGAAGCGGGUCGGGGUCAGAUGCGUGGCGGUGUUGGUUUUGUCCGUGGCCGUGUUCUUGUCGGCCAUGUUCUGGUUGCCUCCGUUCUUGCAGUUCGCAGAUCGAGGAGAUCUGGAUCUGGAUCCGAGGUUUAGAGGUCAUGAUAUAGUAGCUACCUUUAAUGUUGAGAAGCCAGUUCUUCUACUUCAAGACAAUAUCUUGCAGCUCGAAGAAGACAUUUUUGCAGAGAUCAAUCUCGCGACUAUCAGAGUAGUUAUCUUAUCUGUGGAGCCUUUAGCUGGAUCAAAUUCAGCAAAGGUCGUGUUUGCUAUUGAUCCUGAUGUGAAAAAUUCAAAAAUAUCCAAUGCUACUGAAAUUAUAAUAAGGGAGUCCUUUGAAUCUCUGGUUACACGCCAGAUAUUUCUCCAUUUGACUUCAUCCUUAUUUGGCGACCCAUUCUCAUUUGAGGUGCUAAAGUUCCCCGGAGGAAUUACCAUCAGCCCUUUUCAGAAGGCAUUUCCUCUGCAGAGAGCGCAGAUCUACUUCAACUUCACCUUAAACUACUCCAUAGAGCAAAUACAAGCGUAUUUUGAAGAUCUCAGAAGCCAGUUGAGAUCAGGAUUGCGUCUCUCGUCCAAUGAGAUCUUGUACAUUAGCUUAUCGAAUGUGAGAGGUUCAACAGUGGCUUCUCCGACCAUUGUUCAGUCAUCUGUUUUGCUGGCGAUUGGAAACAAGCCUAGGUUGAAGCAGCUGGCACAAACAAUCACGGGUUCUCACUCAAGAAAUCUCGGUCUCAACAAUACCAUAUUUGGCAAGGUCAAGCAAGUCCGUCUUUCAUCGAUAUUGCAGCACUCUCUCAAUGGUGGCGACGGAGCUGGACCGUCAUUACCACCUUCUCCAGCUCCUCUUCCUGGGCCCCACCAUGCACACCACCAUCACCAUCACCACCACUCUCACCACCAUCACUUCCAUCAGCCCCCUACUAUUUCACCUGCACCUGCAACUCAUGAUAGUGCGCAUUCACCUCGAGCCGUUUCACCUGCCCAUAGAAAAAUCUCACCUGUCCACGGCAAAAGCUCACCAUCACCUGCACCUCAACCAAGUUAUGAGGCAAGGCCUCCUGGCUGUAGAUUUGGCUAUAAAGGAAAGCCUUCAGGGAGUGGAAAGCAGUCUCAUGUAGCUCCAGUUCCUGCACCAGCACUUGCUCCUCGGUAUUCUGGGGUUUCUCCAUCCCCACAAGCACAUCAUCCACGGGCGGUUCCUGUGUCUAGCCCGUUACCGCAUGUUGUCUAUCCUCAUGUUCAGCCCCCAUCAACGACCAAACAUCAUACAGAGAACCCCGUGCAAACGCCGUCAGUUGCUCCAUCACUGAAUUCAUCUUCUGCAGGUCUUGUUCCCACGGCACAAUGGGCAUUCACCCUGAUCUUCGCAAUCCUUUUACAAUUAUGAUGUCGUAGAUGAAGCUACCGUAUCUUGACCAGUUGAAACAGACAAGUCUCUGGUCCUGGUGAAGGCCUCAAAUGAUCAGACCUAUACUUAGUAGAAGGAGCCGGAGGGAGCUUUACGGGUGGGAGCGGCCGCAAAAAAAGGGGCGGCCCCGCUCGCAUCUGUGUGGAUGGAUGUACGUAGGUUUUGGGCACGGGAAUGUGUGUGUAUAUAUGUUAUUCGAAAUCCGGCCGGUAGAUGCACCAUCAGGUCAAAGUCACUAGAGGUGGCAGGCCGUUGGUUCACAUUGCAUCUCCGCCGCUGUGUAUUCUCUUCUGCGGCAACUGUAACGGUAAGGGAAGAAAAAAAGAAAAGAAAGAACAAAGGAACUGCAUAAAACUGUUCUUUUUUUUUUUUUGUUUACAAUCUACUUAUCGAGUACGUUGAGUACGAUUUUUCGC